AUGACUAACGACAUCAAAAUAGAUUUGGCAAUCAUUCAUCGCUAUAAUAGCAUGCUUGAAUCAUGGGAGAGAAUACAAUCCAAAGUUGAUACUAACCUCAGGGCCAUGGUAAUAAUUCUCGAUAAGUUUCUCCUUUUCACAGGCGCCGACCAAGGCUCCUGUGAAUCGGACGAGACCACGGUCGACAGGAUUUUAAAUAGCCAUGCUAAAGGUUUUACUGCGCAGAAGUUUCAAGACGUGAGCUACGAUGAAGCGAUUGGCCUAUUGGCAGGGGCGAAAAGGGCCCAUAAUAUUGACGUCAAUAGCGUCUCUCCAUUAACUGCGAACCUUGAGGUGAACCUGCCUGGCGCGAUUUCUUUGUUUUUACAACGGCAAAGUGACAAGUUAUAUCAGAUGAUAUCUGAGGUACGUUCUGAGUGUGAGUCUUUUAGAGACGGGACACUUCCAAGAAUGGAAUCCAUUUGCGACGUGGCAGUAGCACACAUCAACCGCAACAGCGUCUCAAUAGAAGAGAAAUGUGACAAUACCCCCAUAUUCUGUUCUAUUUGUGACACCUUCCAAAGUAUCACCUCCGAGAUCGACGCCUUAUUAGGGUUAAUGGCUUCUGUGAAUCCGUACCCUGAAGGUCAGGAAAAUAUUCAUGCUCAUAUUGAGCAAAUAAGUUCCUUUAAAUUAUGUCGACUUAAGGAGUUUAACAAUGUUUUGUCUGACUCAACGUAG
Babesia sp. Xinjiang is the source of this 720-nucleotide messenger RNA. RefSeq lists its product as uncharacterized. NCBI's taxonomy places the organism in Eukaryota, Apicomplexa, Aconoidasida, Piroplasmida, Babesiidae. The transcript has a single exon. The record is from RefSeq and is a predicted model, not a curated record. The coding region runs from base 1 to 720 and encodes 239 amino acids.